Messenger RNA from Lethenteron reissneri (Far Eastern brook lamprey), 3332 nucleotides. RefSeq names its product E3 ubiquitin/ISG15 ligase TRIM25-like. The record is from RefSeq and is a predicted model, not a curated record. Gene Ontology annotation, molecular function: protein binding; zinc ion binding. NCBI's taxonomy places the organism in Eukaryota, Metazoa, Chordata, Hyperoartia, Petromyzontiformes, Petromyzontidae.
GAGCUGCUCACACAGUGUCUCCUGAACAGAACACACCUCGUCAAUGGUAAUCAACAUCUCACGAUAUUAUAAACAUAAAUUAUUUUUGUUGAAAUAUAUUCUCUGAGGCACAGUGAGAAAUUACUUUGGGUGCAUCCUUGGGUCAUGGCGAGCGCAGCUCCCGCUGAGAACGUGGACCGUGAGUUGACCUGCUCCAUCUGCCUGGACACGUUUGAAUGCCCCUCCACGCUGAGCUGCGGCCACUCGUUCUGCCUCCAUUGCCUGGAGGACGCCUGGAAGGAGACAGACUCCUACUGCUGCCCGCAGUGCCGCAAGACCUUCCCUCGACGACCCCAGCUGACCAGGAACGUGACGAUCGCCAACCUCAUAGAGCAGCUGCUCGUGACUGAGACCAUGGCUGUUGCUGCUGCUGAUAGUGUUGUUUUCUGUGAUAACUGCCCAGAAGGAGAAACACUUGCAGUGAAAACCUGCCUCAAGUGUGACACAUCCUUCUGCACGGAGCACCUCGCGCCUCACCUGGAGAAGAAGAAGUUUAACGAUCACGUCCUGGUUUCACCAGAUGUGAACCCUGAAGCACGCAAGUGCAAGAGGCACAACGAAGAGCUCAAGUUCUACUGCAAGCAGGACGUGAGCCUCGUGUGCACAGUCUGUGCCAUCGCUGGAGAACAUAAAGGGCAUGAUGUUGACACGCUGGAGGACGAGCAUCAGACACGGAAGAGUGGAGUCGGAGAGGAGAUGCGAGCGGUGGAGGAGAAGAGGAAGAAGGCGGAGGCGUCCGUGGGACGGAUGGAGGCCGCUCGCAAGGACGUGCAGGAUUGCAUGCUCCAGACCAAGGCUCGCAUCUCAGACGAGUUCACCCACAUGAGGGUGACGCUGGAUGAGGACGAGAGGGCAGCUCUGGAUCGCGUGGACGUGAAGGGGCGUGAGCUGCUGUCCCGGAUUGAGGAGAACAUCGCUCAUUACGAGCACGAGAUCAGCGAGCUCCAGGCAGCAGCCACGCGCCUGCGCACUCUGCAGGAGGAGAGGGACUCGCUCAUGUUCCUGCAGGUUCACCUGAAGGAGACAAACCGGAGAGACGCUCAAAAGGGAGAUCCACCCUCAUUUCCCGGUGAAGAAGACAUCGCUACGAUCAGCGCCCUGCAGGGAGCUGUGGUCAACCUGCUGGCAUUCAUGUACGGACGUUCACCGACUGUGGACCCAAACUCGGUCCACAACAACCUCCAGAUUUCCUCAGACCUCAGGACGGUGAUGCUGACCGCUGUCUCCCAGGGUCGACCCGAUCACCCACACCGCUUUGAUAUAUACUACCAAGCCUUGUGCUCCGAGAGCUUCUCGUCGGGUCAGCACUACUGGGAGGUGGACGUGGGAGGUGCGGCGGGGGACUGUGAGGUUGGAGUCACGUACGGGAUAAUCGCACGCAAAGGGCGUGGUGAAGAGUGCGGGCUGGGACAGAACGACUCAUCCUGGGUAUUAUAUAAAUAUAACAACAGCUGCUACGUGCGUCAUGGUGGUGUAGAUACCUCAGUGUCGGUGAGGGAUCCUCCCCGGAGAGUCGGGUGUCACCUGCACUGGGAGGCGGGGCUGCUGUCGUUUUACCGCGCCGACUCUAUGGAGCUGCUGCACUCCGUCCACCACUCUGUGGGUGUAUGGUGAUGGAAGCUCAGUGAGGAUUCUGGAUCUGAGUCGUGCGUCCUGAGAGCGCGGAGUGUGAGCAGAGAAACGGGCACAACGCACAGACUCGUGCACACAAAGACACAGAUCCCCCUGUAUAGCGUGAAUAGGCUGUUGGGGCAAGUGCUGUGAGCGAGCACCUAUGAAGGCCGGCACAGCACUCUAGGGGGUGGGUGGUCAACACCACGCGCAGCUGCCUUUGUUUCCCCAGUGGUGAUGUUUACACACAGUACUAGGAAAAAAAUGUUCAGGCUGAGUCAACCUAGGGGAGGCCCAUGACCGGUUCACCAACACCAGUGACGUUUAUCGGAAUCGGUCCAGGCUCUCCCCUCGGUCGACUGAGCCUAAAUGAGUACCUGCUGCGAUAUGCAAACAUCGCCACUGGAGAGACGAAGGCGGGUCUGGCGGGGUGCUUGUCACCGACCCCCUCGUGUGCCACAGUGCCGGACUUCAUAGGUGCUACUAGCAAACAGCACUUGCCCCUACAGUCUGUUAAGGCAUCACGGGGGAUAAUUUUCUUUGGGUUAGUGGGUUGGUCUGUAUGCCUUUGUCUGUGUGUGUGUCUUUUGUUACUGUGUCUGUGUGUGUGUCUUUGUUACUGUGUCUUUGUGUCUGUGUGUGUGUGUCUUUGUGUGUAUUUUUGUUUUGGUGGGUGGCCAGCACCACUGACAAUGUUUACACACCGCACCAGGAACUCAUUUGAGGCUGAGUCGACCUAGGGGAGGACCAUGACCGGUUUACAAACAUUGAUAGCGAUUGUAUGAAUUGGUCUUGGGUCUCACCUAGGUCGACUCAGCCUCAAAUGACUACAGGUAGUCCUCUACUUUCGAUGGAGAUGCGUUACGACGACCCCAUCAUAAGUCAAAAAUAUCGUAAGUCGAAGAUGGCUCAGCCUACGCAGGAGUCUUAAAGAAUGGUGAUAAUUUAGCAAAACAGAGCAAUUUACAGUACCGUACUGUUUAAACUAUAUAUUGUAUUUAUUAAUUACAAUACUGUAUUGCACAGUAAAAUGUAAAGUAAAAAAACAGGUUAAAUUCUUAGCCUACCUAUAUGAUCUGCUAUGAAAAAAACUUUUAACAUGCAUUGAACGUAUCGUAUCGUGGUAACCCUAAAAUGAAAUCGCUAAAGCUACGUAUCAUACAUGCAUUGAACGUAUCGUAACGUAUAUUGGACUGUACUCACCAAUAUUCAUACCUCGUACACUGCUGCGUUUGAUGCCGCGCGAAAUUUAAAAUAUUUAACAAUUUUGUCUUAUCGCUAUCACCAUCGUAAGAUCGAAAUAUCGUAAGUCGGACCAUCGUAACUCGGGGACUAUCUGUACAUGGUGCGAUGAGUAAAACAUUACCCCUGGGGAUACAAAGGCGGGUCUCUCCCAGGCUGGCCUUCAUAGGUGAAACUCACUAACAGCCCUUAACUCAACAUUAUUUGAAAGCUAUACGAGAUCUUUGUCUUCGGGUAAGUGGAUUGGUGUUUAUGCCUUUGUGUGUCUUUGUUAUUAUGUGUGUGUCUUUGUUACUGUCUGUGCGUAUCUUUGUCUUUGUUAUUGUGUUUGUGUCUUUGUUACUGUGUCUGUGCGUAUCUUUGUCUUUGUGUGUCUUUGUUAUUGUGUUUGUUUCUUUGUUACUGUGUCUGUGCAUGUGUAAUAAAAGACUCGACAACUG